CUGUGAGUACUGCUGUUGACGCCCUUUGCCCUCACGGCGCCCCGCUGCGCACGCCGAUGUGUGCGCACGCUGCAGGAGGGCAAAGAUGGGCAGGACUGGGCGCUGGCAGAGAAUGACGGGCACGCGAGAAAGGAUGAAGAUGGGGAGAGCGAGAGGCGAAACAGAGGGCGCAAGCUGGCCCCCGCGGCGCAGACAGGAGAAGGGGCUCGCCCCGACGCAAAAGACACACAGCCAUUCUCCUGUGCAGCUGCACGAGCUGGGACGUCGGGUGCAAGGGCCGCGGCUGGACACGUCGGAUGUGCAAGGCAGCAGGCGCGCUCUGAGGGCAGCGCGACGGACGGGCGUGAAGCAUGGCGUCUGCGGCGCAAGCAUCCCUUUCUUCCUCUCCAGAUCACCCGUUUCUCACGCUCUUCCAUCUUCCAGUGUCAACAAUGUCGAAGCCCCAGGCCGGUAACAAGUUCCGCCUCACGCUGGCGCUGCCCGUGGGCGCCGUGAUGAACUGCGCGGACAACUCGGGCGCCAAGAACCUCUUCGUCAUUGCCGUGCACGGCGUCGGCGCGCGCCUCAACCGCCUCCCCGCCGCCGCCGCGGGCGACAUGGUGGUGGCGUCGGUGAAGAAGGGCAAGCCGGAGCUGCGCAAGAAGGUCAUGCCCGCCGUGGUGGUGCGCCAGCGCAAGCCGUGGCGCAGACGCGACGGCAUCUUCCUCUACUUUGAGGACAACGCGGGCGUCAUUGUGAACCCCAAGGGCGAGAUGAAGGGCUCGGCCAUCACGGGUCCCGUCGCCAAGGAAUGCGCCGACCUGUGGCCGCGCAUCGCCUCCAACGCCGGCACCGUCGUGUAAAAAGACUCAACCAUCGUGUCAUCCCUCAUUCACUCACACGCAUUGAUCAUCCUUUUGCAAUGACCACUUCUCUUGCUG
This is a messenger RNA of Tilletiopsis washingtonensis, 920 nucleotides long. RefSeq names its product putative RPL23A-60S large subunit ribosomal protein L23.e. The transcript is spliced from 3 exons. NCBI's taxonomy places the organism in Eukaryota, Fungi, Basidiomycota, Exobasidiomycetes, Entylomatales. Gene Ontology annotation, molecular function: structural constituent of ribosome; large ribosomal subunit rRNA binding. Gene Ontology annotation, biological process: translation. The record is from RefSeq and is a predicted model, not a curated record. Bases 432 to 842 code for a protein of 136 amino acids. Gene Ontology annotation, cellular component: cytosolic large ribosomal subunit; ribosome.